This is a messenger RNA of Planococcus citri (citrus mealybug), 4794 nucleotides long. RefSeq names its product plexin-A2-like. Gene Ontology annotation, cellular component: signaling receptor complex; plasma membrane. Gene Ontology annotation, biological process: positive regulation of kinase activity; multicellular organism development; protein phosphorylation. The transcript is spliced from 7 exons. Bases 34 to 4653 code for a protein of 1539 amino acids. The record is from RefSeq and is a predicted model, not a curated record. Gene Ontology annotation, molecular function: protein binding; ATP binding; transmembrane receptor protein tyrosine kinase activity. Lineage: Eukaryota; Metazoa; Arthropoda; Insecta; Hemiptera; Pseudococcidae.
AACAAAAUCUAUACAGAGACAAUGAUUGAAUAAAUGAAACACUGCAAAUAUCUGAUCACUUUCACGAUGCAUAUUUGCGAAUUUUUCUUCAUUCUAUUCACCAACACCUUGACAGUAUGCAGGAGCACAGACUACUUGAAUGUAAAACCAAGUACCGAAAUUUCUGCAACAUAUUCAGAUCAAGAAGCCAUUAAAUUUGACCACAUAGCAGUAGAUAAAUAUGGAAGAUGGGUAUAUAUAGGCGCGCCGUACUAUCUUUAUCAAUUAUCAUCAAAUCUGGAAUUGCAAGUAAAAUUUACCCUACCAGAAUUCAAUCCUCCGUAUUGUACUUACAAAUGUUUGAAUAAUUCAUUGAACCAGGUUUAUUCACAAUAUACUACUCGUAACAACAUACUAUUACUGGACUAUCAGAACCAACAACUGAUAUCUUGCGGUAGUUUUUAUUCAGACAGAUGUCAAGCUAAUGAUGCGAGUAAUAUUUCAAAAUUAUUGGUUAAUUAUCCUGCAUCUCAUGUACGAGGAGACUACGAGGUGUCACAUGUAGCCUUCAUAGCUCCGAAUUUACUGCAAAACUCAACAACAUCAUCGUCAGUGUUACAUGUUGGCGACAGCUCAAUUGGCGAUGGGUCUUUACCAACAAUAGCAAUCAAAGACCUAGCACGUGAAAAUUUUUUAUUUACUCUGAAAGACAAUGGUGUAAACCUACACUUUAUACUAGGACAAAAUUUCGAAUAUUCGAGAUUUAUUUGUGGCUUCAGUUUAGGAAACAUCAGCUACUUUCUCACCACUGGAAUCGUUGUCAACCGACGUUUAGAACUUUUAAAUCACCUGACCUACGGAUUCGGACACCUAAUCAGGAUAAAUCAUCCAUAUGAAAAGGGAGACUAUUUGCUUGAUGAUAAGUUUUUAAUAUGCAAUAAUAGUGAAAAGGAAUUAAUUUUGGUAAAGAAGAAACUCAAACACGCCUACAUCUAUGAACAUACGAACAGAUCAGACUCUGAAUUAGGAACAGAUUCAUACAAGGUAGAGGAGAAAAUAGUAUUCCUGCUCUUUGAAAUGUCACUCAUCAGCUCGACUACAGCAACUAAAUAUCCGGAUGGUUUUGUGGUGUGCAAGUAUAAUAUGAAUGAACUACAAUUAUCAGAUCCAAAGAGAACUAUCAUGAGUGGAGAUGUAGUAUUCUUACAUGAAGGCAACACGAAUGUGACAGCAAUGGCAGUCACCGCUGUUGAAAACCACACAGUCCUGUUUUUUGGCACAAAUAAAGGUCAUCUACACAAGGUAUCCGUAAAAGGAUUUAAUUCACCCGAUGUGAAUGCUGUAAAUUACUAUUCGGAUACCAUAAUUGAUGAAGGAUCCCACGUAAAUUCUGAUAUGUUGUUCGCUUCUGGAGAAAAUUUUUUGUAUGUGACAACAAAAAAGAAACUUGCCAAAGUCAAAUUACAUAAUUGUGACCAAUAUAACACAUCAUACACAUGUUUGGAUGUAAGAGAUCCUUACUGCGGAUGGUGUUUUACCAAUAAUAGAUGUUGCUUGAAAGCAGAGUGCACUGAUGAACAAAAAAAAUCCGUAUGGAUGUCAUAUGAUAUCUAUAAUCACACCAAUUCAUCCUCAGAUUCACAUAACAAAUCUGCAGGAUCAAUACAUUGGAAUACAACAAACACAUUGAUAAAGUCUCAUUCAUUCAUGAAUAAUACAAUGAUAUGUAGUAUAUAUAAAACGUGUACAAUGUGUGUAACUUCAUUUUAUCCAUGCAAAUGGCAUGUGAAUCAACAUAAGUGCACAGAUGAAACAAUCUGGAACAAGAAUGACAUAGUAAUAGGCGAUAAUUUUGAUCAGGUACAUUCUCAAAGCCCCAAAAAUAUGUUCUACAAUAAAUUUCCAAGAAAUGAGUUUUACUGCCCACAAUUCUUCACCUUUGAUGAUAAUGAACCAAACAUUUACAUUGGUGUCGAUAAAGAAAAAUGGGAAACUGUCAAAGCAAAGUAUAGAAUACCAGCCGGUUUAUUCAAUGAAAAAUAUACAUGUGAAUUUGAAAGCAAAGGAUACAAGACUAUACAAAACGCAACUAUCAAAGAACAUUCUACUCCUCUCAAUGGUUACAUUGAAGGAGAAAUCAAAUUCAGCAAAGUGUUUGGAUAUACUGAACAGAAACCCAUCAUGACUGUCAAAUUCACUGUUUUACAGAAUGGAUCAAACCCUCUAGAAAACCCUCACAACACUAGUAUUGUAUUAUACAAAUGUGCCUAUGUAGGCAGUCAUUGCAACACAUGUGUGAAAAUGAAAUACUGCAAAUGGAAUUUAGAAACUAGAAAAUGUGAAGAUGAUGAUGUUGGCACUGCUAGCCAUUCGGGUAUUGAAGCCAAGAAGGAACUCUGCACAGAUCCAUCAAUCUCUUCUUUUGCACCAGAAGUAGGACCAUGGGAAGGUGGAACUAAAAUAUCAAUACAUGUGCAGAACUUUGCUAGUAUAUUUUAUAGAUUUGGCAAUGUAACAGUAGGUGACAUACCUUGCACUAUACUACAAACGCAGUCAACUGAUAUAGAAAAAGAACCAUUAAUCUGUGUAGUGGAUAGAUGUAAAUCAACAUUUAACAAUUGCAGUGGACCAAUUAAGCUUAUUGUAGAAGAUUUGCUUUUGACAUCAAGUACUACCUUCCAAUUUGUCAAUCCUAAAAUCAAUGAUAUUUCCCCAACAAGCGGAUCGACAAGUGGCGGGACUGAGUUAUCAAUUAAUGGCGAACAUUUAAAUGCUGGUAGUAUGAUUGAAGUUUACAUUGGUACUCUAGAAUGUGUAGUAUUUGAAUGUAAUUCAAAGCAACUGAAAUGCUUGACAGGCCCAUCUAAAUUGUCCUUCAAAACUUAUGUUAGUAUUAGGUUUGAUGGGCAUAUUCGAACAUCUGAAAAAGUUUACGAAUACAAUGAAAAUUUAGGGCCAGAUGAAAACAUUUAUACAGUACCUAGAGGUGUUCCAAGUGGUGGGGUGAAUACAUCAAUAAAGUUUGACAUAUCUAUUCACAAGAACAUCACAAAACAGCAGGAAAUCUUAUUCUACAUCCAAGAUAAAGAGCAAGCAAACAAGUACUACAGCAAAUGUAAAGUAUCCAACAUUUCCUUGGUUUGCCCAAUACCAAACAUAAAUGAUUUUGGUAAAUAUUUUCUUGAUGAAAAGAAACCCAUACGUAUGGAUUACGGUUUCCAAACAAACCCUCCAAAUGAAGUAAACAUGAAUUAUCUCAAUUAUCUGAAAAAAUACCCCAAGUUCUUACUGUACCCAGAUUCACUUCGUGAUCUUUUGCAAGGAAAAUUUGUUAAACAACAAACUACAUCAACCAUUGCUAAAUGGUUGUUAACCAUUGCUAAAUGGUUGUUAGAAAACAUAUAUUUAUUUAUUGUAGGGUUUAUGAUACUUGUAAUUACAGUAUCAAUUAUAUAUUGGAGAAAAUCUGCUGUAAGAUCAAGAAAAAUGCAACAACAAAUCAAUAUAAUGGGAAUGGAAAGGAUAGCUGUGUCACAAAUGAUUAAACGAGUAGUGAUAGAAAAACAAUUAGAACUGGAUGAAAAUAUAUCAAAAAUGCUUAAAUUACCAAAUGUCAACAUCACAUACGAAUCUUACUAUACACCAGAUGCAAAUCAAACAACGCCAAAGAUUGAUUAUGAAUUACCGCUGGAUGAGAAAUGGGAAAUUCCCAGAGGAAACGUCGUUCUGGGCCAAUUUCUAGGUGAAGGCGAAUUCGGAAGUGUUGUCAAAGGAAAUGUUUCAGGCCUUUUACAACAAGAUGUCAACACAACAGUAGCAGUAAAGAUGUUGAAAAGUAACUACAAAGACGCAGAUUUGAUCAACUUGGUGAUGGAAAUGGAACUAAUGAAACUUAUUGGCAGACAUGACAAUGUACUUAGUCUACUUGGAUGUUGUACAAUUGAUGGGCCAUUGUACAUUAUCACCGAAUACUCUCCACAUGGAAAUUUACUCGAUUUUCUUAGAAAUCAUUACCUCCCUUCCAAACCUAAGGAAAUUUCAAUUGACGACUUGUCUGAGAAAGUUUUAGUCACAUUUGCUCUACAAAUAGCAACAGGCAUGGAGUAUUUAGCUUCCAUAAACUGUAUCCAUCGAGACCUAGCAGCACGAAAUAUCUUGGUAUUUGAUGAUUAUAUCUUGAAAAUCGCCGAUUUCGGAUUAGCCAGAGAUACUGGACAUGCCGAAUACUACAAACAAAAAAGCAAUGGAAGAUUUCCGGUCAAGUGGAUGGCACCAGAAGCUUUAACACACAGACGUUAUACAACUCAAUCUGAUGUAUGGUCAUUUGGUGUAUUGUUGUGGGAAAUUAUGACUUUUGGCGCUGUUCCGUAUUCGUCAUACAAUGAUUUAGAAAAAUUACUGAAAGAUAUUGAAGCAGGCUAUCGUAUGAUGAAACCCAAAAACUGUUCGACAACAAUAUACUCCCUAAUGAGCAAAUGCUGGAAUUAUCAGCCUGAAGAACGACCGGACUUCACAACAAUCAUUGAAGAAUUGAAUGUCAUACUGGCAGAUUACAAUGCAAUUAUUGAACAUCCUGAUUUUCCCAGUCAGAUGGAAAGUGAAACUGAUAGUCUAUCGGAGAACACUACAAUUGAUCAUACGAGGGAGGACUGUAAUUUUGAGGUUUUACAGUAGCUACGAGGUCACUGUGGGUGAUUAAAACCUAUACCUAGUAGGUAUGCUUCCUUCAUUGAAUAUUAUUCUACUGCACAUUUACCUACCUAAUCAUUAAAUAAUUUUUAUUAUAGUCAUUAUAAUAUAGUCAAAAAUAUAGAU